UUUUCAAUUAUUUAUCGUCCCCCAAAGUGAGUGGGGUACUUUGGACCCCGUGUGACUAUUACGUCAGAAACUUGAGGUGUAACUAGUAAGGGUUAAAAAAAUAGGUACAAGUCUACCGAAAGUGAAGACAAGAGCUAUUACGUAUAAUUAUCACCGGCCCCGUUGCCAAACACACAGCACCGACGUGAAAUUUUCGAUCUAAGGUCUGGAAGAAGAAAAAGACAUUGCAAAAGAUGUGUGCUUUCGCAUUGAAAUAUUCAUCGAAUUACUACAAAAACUUCGACGUGUAACGAGACGAGUCUCCCAAAAAUUAGCAAUUGAAGCUUGUCCUUUCUCGACGAACAAUUCGAGAUGUUCCCUUUCGAUAGGAUCCAUUUAGAAGCUUCUAAAACGGUGGGAAUUUAUGUCAUGUUGACUUCGGGAUUCGGUUUAUGGCCGCUUCAUGAAAACACUUUGCUCCUUAGAACCAUUUGGCUUGUAUCGUCCUUCGAGAUGAUUUUGAUGACGAGCGGCGGUAUAUACGAAUUGUACUUUAAUUAUGAUUUUGGGGAACGCAGUGUGGACACGUUACUGACAAUAGCCUUUGCUUUCACAUCACUCAUGAAAUUGAUAUUCUACUUUAUAAAGCGAGAUUAUUUACGAUCAAAUAUCGAGUCAGCUAUCGAAGAUUGGUCAUCAACGGAAGCGACUCAAGUUGAUUCGAUAACACGAAAAUAUAAAAAAAUUUAUGAGAUGGCAAUAAAAUCGUAUCUAACUAUUGGAGGAAUGUCAGUCGGGAUGUACUUUUUGAGGAAAUAUUUCUUUGAUCAAGAUAUCAUCGUGGAAGUAACGACCUGGGAUGAGGAACUACAAAUGGAAACAACAAUGAAUGUGACGAAACAAAGAUUUCUAUUUCCUACGAUUUUUAUAUCCAGCAACGUCUCUCCAACUUUUCGCAACUUACUAAAUAUCAAUAAUUUGCUUCAAUCUGUCAUUUGCGUUGGUACGAACGUAGGAUCUGACUGCUUUUUCAUGACGAUCACGUAUCAUCUUUGCGGCCAAUUUCAAAUCCUCAAAAAUCGAUUCGCCAGCUUCGAAAAAGUUCAGAGUGAGGAGAAAACGAAGUGCGAAUUUGGUUUCCUCGUUGACAGACAACAACGUCUCUUGGUGCUUACCAAAUCUAUCGAGACUUCACAAAACAUCAUUAUGUUUUUUCUUGUUUUCACUAAUCUCAUUCUCUUCAAUGCCGCAGGCAUCCAAUUCCUGAUAUCUAUAAAAAAAAACGAAAAGUACAAUGCCAUUCCCCAUUUUGUGGUAAUAACGUAUACUCUCGCGCAAACAUUUAUCUACGCCUGCAUCAGCGAAGACCUGAGCGACGAAAUCGAACAUGUUAGCCGAUCAAUUUACGAGAGUAAUUGGCAAUCGCUGCCAAACAGUAUGGCGAGAGAUGUGUAUUUUCUUAUGAUAUUAUCGCACACCACCGUUUAUUUGACCGGUGGUAAAUUGUUUCCAAUGAAAAAAACGACUUUUACACAAUUUUUCAAAACUUCGGUCUCUUACUUAUCAGUGUUCAAUGCGAUGAUUGAUCAAUAUCUGUAAUCUGUUUCAUAUUCCUCCGACAGUAACGAUUGCCACAAUUAAUUCGACACAGCUGGAAUUGAAUAAUCUCGAGUGAACGAUUAACAGUAUUUUUCAAAGCCAGUAACUGAUGUGAAUAAAAUACAAAAAAAAACCAGUCGUU
This is a messenger RNA of Venturia canescens, 1720 nucleotides long. RefSeq lists its product as uncharacterized. Gene Ontology annotation, molecular function: odorant binding; olfactory receptor activity. NCBI's taxonomy places the organism in Eukaryota, Metazoa, Arthropoda, Insecta, Hymenoptera, Ichneumonidae. The record is from RefSeq and is a predicted model, not a curated record. The coding region runs from base 352 to 1578 and encodes 408 amino acids. Gene Ontology annotation, cellular component: plasma membrane. The transcript is spliced from 4 exons. Gene Ontology annotation, biological process: sensory perception of smell; detection of chemical stimulus involved in sensory perception of smell.